Cataglyphis hispanica is the source of this 5541-nucleotide messenger RNA. RefSeq names its product glucose dehydrogenase [FAD, quinone]. The record is from RefSeq and is a predicted model, not a curated record. Gene Ontology annotation, molecular function: flavin adenine dinucleotide binding; oxidoreductase activity, acting on CH-OH group of donors. Lineage: Eukaryota; Metazoa; Arthropoda; Insecta; Hymenoptera; Formicidae. The coding region runs from base 566 to 4237 and encodes 1223 amino acids. The transcript has 4 exons.
UAUCGUCUCAUUAUUCGGCAAUCUUUCAAUAUUUGGAGAAUCUUGUCAGUCGAAUUUUGACAGUUGCGUUGUACUCAUUUUCGAAGUCUCUAUCGCGAUUACAACUGUCAUCGAAUGAUUUUCAGUGAUGAAAAUCAGCGCGAUCGUAAUCAUUGUUAACGCAACCUUGUAACUCUUCUUGCGAGAAGAAAAAAAGUCUAGAGUGAUUAUUCAAUAAUUACAUUUAGUCAUCGGACAGUGAUAAAGUGAUCGAUACAAUAAAGAAUUGUCAUCAAAAAGGAAUAUCAUCAUGAUUGCAACGUCAAGAAAAUAAUAGGAGUAUGAAUGGUGUUAAAAAAAUUAUAUGACAAAUGACGACAGAGAGAAGUAAUGUUUCACUAAAACCAGUGGAAAUAUCAUGGAGAAUAUAAAUAUUGUUGUAUUUUUGAACAUUCACGGAUCUAAAAACAUCGGCAUGUGGUCGCUUAAUAUUUCAUUAUGACAACCAAUGAGAAAAAUAAAGAAGAAGAGACAACAAGGAUAAAAUAUUAUAAAAAAUUGGCGAAGUAAACAUAUUUUCGCUAAAAUGGUCUUCAGCACAAUAGUAGUGACAUCAGCCUUGAAGGGUGCUAUUAGUUUGAUGGGUACAGGUUUAUGGCUUGUACCAUUGCUAAUCGCGGGUCUCUCUUAUUAUCAUUAUGAUCAAUUAGAUCCCGAGAGUCGACCUAUCAACAGGUAUCCUCUGUACUCUAAUUACGAUUUCGUUGUGAUCGGCGGCGGAUCAGCUGGAGCGGUGGUUGCCAGUCGACUCUCAGAGAUACCUGAUUGGAACGUGUUGUUAUUGGAAGCUGGUCCGGAUGAAAAUGAAAUCACGGACGUGCCAUCUCUGGCCGCGUAUCUGCAAUUGACCAAAUUGGAUUGGAAGUAUAAAACCGAGCCCACAGGCAAGGCUUGUCUAGCUAUGAAAGGUGGUCGUUGCAAUUGGCCGCGUGGUAAAGUUUUGGGCGGUAGUAGCGUUCUAAACUAUAUGCUAUAUGUACGCGGUAACAGACACGAUUACGAUUACUGGGAAUCGCUAGGCAAUCCCGGUUGGGGAUAUGAGCAAGUCCUUUACUACUUCAAAAAAUCGGAAGAUAAUCGAAAUCCGUAUCUACAGAAAAGUCCUUAUCAUGCGACCGAUGGUUAUUUAACAGUUCAAGAAUCACCAUGGAAGACACCUUUAGUGGUUGCUUUCAUUCAAGCUGGCGUUGAAAUGGGAUAUGAAAAUAGAGACAUAAAUGGCGAACGGCAGACUGGUUUUAUGAUAUCUCAGGGAACUAUUCGUAGAGGAAAUAGAUGCUCCACUGCGAAGGCUUUUCUACGACCUGUUCGAUUGCGUAGAAACAUUCAUACAGCUAUAAAUAGUCAUGUAACGAAAAUCGUGAUCGAUUCAUUGACGAUGAAGGCGAUAGGUGUCGAAUUUGUCAGAGACGGUCGCAAACAAAUGGUGAGAGCGCGGAAGGAAGUAAUAUUGUCAGCAGGUGCCAUCAACAGUCCUCAAAUAUUAAUGUUGUCGGGAAUCGGACCAAAGGAGCAUCUACGGCACAUUGGUAUUCCUGUUAUCAAAGAUCUUCGGGUUGGCGACAAUCUUCAAGAUCACGUAGGCAUGGGUGGUUUAACAUUCCUUAUCGAUAAACCAGUUGCCAUAGUUCAGGAUCGUUUCCAAGCGGCUCCGAUGACAAUGCAUUAUGUGAUCAAUGGUAGAGGACCUAUGACGACCUUGGGUGGUGUUGAAGGUUACGCCUUUGUUAACACAAAAUAUGCUAAUCACUCGAUCGACUAUCCAGAUUUGCAAUUCCAUAUGGCGCCAGCUUCUAUUAAUUCUGAUGCGGGAAUGCAAGUCCGGAAAAUCCUUGGUUUUACAGACGAAGUAUACAAUACUGUAUUUAGACCAAUUACUAACAGAGACGCUUGGACCAUUAUACCUGUUUUGUUAAGGCCUAAGUCUCGUGGCACCGUACGAUUAAAAAAUUCUAAUCCUUUCCAUAGUCCUAUUAUCAACGCAAAUUACUUUUCCGAUCCCAGGGACAUCGCCAUCCUCGUAGAAGGUGCGAAAAUUGCCAUUAAGAUCAGCGAAGCAAAAGUCUUUAAGCAAUUCGGUUCGAGAAUUCAUCGUGUCAAGUUGCCGGGAUGUAAACACUUGAAAUUCGGUUCCGACGCCUAUUGGGAAUGUCACAUUCGACACAUUUCUCAAACGAUUUAUCACCCUGUAGGCACUGCCAAAAUGGGACCACCUACCGAUCCUACCGCCGUAGUAGAUCCAAGAUUGAGAGUUUAUGGUAUCACAGGUCUUCGAGUCAUUGACGCGUCUAUCAUGCCGACAAUAUGCAGCGGCAAUACAAACGCUCCUGUCAUCAUGAUCGGUGAGAAAGGUGCCGAUCUUAUCAAGCAAGAUUGGUUGCGAUCAUCGUCAACAAUUAAUCGUGAAAGUAUCGGAGUAUUAAAUUUUUUGGAACAGGGCCAAUAUUCUCUAAAUCAGGAAAUACCGGACACGACUCCUGAAUUCAAAGAUGUAUAUGAUUUUGUAGUGGUUGGUGCUGGCACGGCCGGUGCCACGAUAGCUGCGAGAUUAAGUGAAAUUCCUCAAAUCAAGAUAUUACUGAUCGAAGCUGGAUCCAAUGAAAAUAUUCUCAUGGAUAUUCCGCUAAUCGUUCAUUUCCUACAGCUAAGUAAUGAUCUUAAUUGGAAGUAUCAAACCAAGCCAUCCAACAAAUAUUGUCUCGGUAUGAAUAACAAUAAAUGUAACUGGCCUAGAGGAAAAGUGAUGGGCGGUAGCAGCGUGCUAAACUACAUGAUUGCUACCCGAGGCGGCGCCGAGGAUUAUGAUCGCUGGGCUAAAAUGGGGAAUGAAGGUUGGGCUUACAAAGAUGUUCUCAAGUACUUCAAGAAAUUAGAAACAAUCGAUAUUCCGGAAUUACAAUCGGAUACUACCUAUCAUGGAACUAAAGGACCAUUGCACAUCAGCUAUCCAUUAUUUCAUACACCAUUAGCACAUGCUUUUCUACAAGCUGGUAAAGAGCUAAAAUAUCCACUGAUAGAUUACAACGGAAAAGACAUGAUAGGAUUUUCAUAUGUGCAGAGUACGAUUAUGAACGGCACUCGCAUGAGCAGUAAUAGAGCAUACUUGUAUCCCAUACACAAUCGCAAAAAUCUUCACGUGACUCGUCAGAGUAUGGUGAGAAAAGUGCUAAUCGAUCGUCGUACAAAUCGUGCGAUUGGCGUCGAGUUUACUAAAUAUGGUCGGAUUAUCUCUGUGCUCGCCAGCAAAGAAGUAAUAUUGUGUGCAGGUGCAAUUGGAUCGCCUCAAUUGCUAAUGCUGUCCGGCAUUGGACCGGCUGAGCAUCUUACCAAACUCGGAAUAGAUGUUAUUCGAAAUGCGCCGGUUGGGGAGAAUCUAAUGGAUCACGUGUCUUUCGGUGGAUUAACGUGGACAGUGAAUACAUCGGUAAGUUUAAAAAUGCAGGACAUGAUAAAUCCUAUUAAUCCGUAUAUAGCAGAUUUCCUAAUGAGACGAUCGGGACCACUUACAAUUCCGGGCGCGUGUGAGGCUCUCGCUUUCAUCAAUACUAAGCAUCCAGAAAAACGCAGCGGUUUGCCGGAUAUAGAAUUACUGUUUACCGGCGGUGGAUUUAAAGGAGAUCUUGUUCUUCCGAUUGCCUUAAGACUCUCAGAUAAUACGUACAACACUGUCUUUAAGCCUAUCGAAAAUCAGGAAGCCUGGUCGAUCUGGCCAAUUAUUCAAUAUCCUAGAAGCGUCGGUCGUCUUACGUUGCAAUCGAAGGAUCCGUUCGAGCCACCCAAGAUGGAUCCAAACUUUUUCAGUCAUCCAGCUGACAUAGAAAUCAUUCUAGAGGGAAUAAAACACGCUAUCAACAUAUCCAAGACUGAAGCCUUUCAAGCUUAUGGCAGUCGAUUACACGAUAUAAAACUACCAGGCUGCGAAUCAUUUAAAUUUGCUUCCGAUGAUUAUUGGCGUUGCGCCAUCAAGCAUCUACCAUCCAUGAUGAAUCAUGAGAUUGGAACCGCUAAAAUGGGACCCAAGACGGACGCUUACGCAGUUGUUGAUCCACAGCUAAGAGUGUAUGGUAUUAAGAGACUUAGAGUAGUAGACGCUGCGAUCAUGCCCACGAUACCUUCUGGUCAUGCAAAUGCAGUAAUUUACAUGAUCGGUGAAAAAGCCGCAGAUAUGAUCAAAGAAACUUGGGAAAACACAUUGUAAGAGAGAUCUGUUCUCUUCCAUGCAAAACCCAAAAAAAUUUAAGAAAAAUAAUGUAAUCAUAAAAAACAAUUAACAAUAAUAACACAGUAAUAGAGACGGAAGCAAUUCUAAAUAUUAAAAUGAGUAGUACAGAUAUAUGAACAGUAUCGAGAAGGUUUUAAUUUGCAAGCAAAGAUUCAAGAAUUUAAAAAUAAAACAUGUGAUCUUAUAGAUAAGCAUGUCGACUUUUUUGUUUAAUCUGUCCAACAAAUAAAGGAAGAGAAUUUCUAAGAUAAAAUCAUCGAGAGAUAAAAAUAAGAAAGUGAAAGGAAGAGGUCAAUGAAUGGUCCUUGUGAAAAUGUCCUUGAGUGGAAAUAGUCCUAUAGUCCGAAUAGUCCGUAUAGAAAUAAAAGACAACCGACAAUAUUUAAAAAUUAAUAAAUAGUGACAAAACAUUUUUAAAAUUGCAAUCCACGUCCAGAAAUGUCGCAUUUUCUCGUUAACAAUAAAGUUAUAUCAGAAACGUUAAAAAAUUUAGAAAAUUGUUUGAUAAAUUCUCAAUAACCUACUUAAUUUUUUAAUUUAUAAUUCAGCAAUUUUCAUGCACAAAAUAUUUAAUUAUAAAUAUUUUGUUAACUGUAAUCGACACAAUAAAUUCUUUUUGAAAACUACAAUUGUUAACAACUGAUAUACAUAAUAUUGUUUGCUUUCAUGAUUAUGUUUUAUUAUAUGUUUAUUUUUUGUCAAUUCUGUAAUAAGUUCUUCAUUAUCAUUUAAAGCACGUGAAAUACAUGCGCAAAUAUAUGUGCAAUAAAAAAAAUUAUAUGGAGCUCUCGUAUGUAUAAGCCACUGACGCGACUUAUAAGAAGGAAUUUGCAGUCCAAAUUUAUCACUUAAACCAAGCAAGUAUCAAAUCACAAGUACAAAACGCGCGAGAAAGCGCAUUUCUCUAGUAAGUCUUGAAACAAAGAAUAGUUAGUCAUAAGUUUUCGAAAAUCAUUAUACUUCUUGAAAACAAUAUCCUGACCGAUGCAACGAAAAAAAAGACAAGUAAAAAACAAUUUCUUAGCAGCUGAUGUAUUAUCGGAUUACGAAAGAAUUAUAUAAUAAGUUCAUAAUGAGUAUGUCAAAGAAUGAUCAAAGAAAUGUGUCUAAAAAAAAAAUGUGAGAAAGAUAAUGACAACAUUAUAUUGUGCACGUAUUAUAUGCAUUUUAGAAAUAGAAUUAUGGUGCGUAAUAUUCAUUUAUAUAUGUAAUCGUAAAUUGACUAAUUUAACAAUAAUAAAAUUUAAUUAAAUUAAAAUUAUUUAUUAUUAUGUAUAAUU